Messenger RNA from Arachis ipaensis, 828 nucleotides. RefSeq names its product RNA polymerase II, Rpb4, core protein (gene NRPB4). Gene Ontology annotation, molecular function: nucleotide binding. The record is from RefSeq and is a predicted model, not a curated record. Gene Ontology annotation, cellular component: RNA polymerase complex. NCBI's taxonomy places the organism in Eukaryota, Viridiplantae, Streptophyta, Magnoliopsida, Fabales, Fabaceae. Gene Ontology annotation, biological process: DNA-templated transcription initiation.
CAACUCGCUCUCGUGCCGCUAGGGCAUCCUCUUGCGCUCUCUCAACUUGCUCCUUCAGGGGAAUCAGUUUUUUGCCUGAAACAUGUCUGGGGAAGAGGAAGAAAAUGCUGCCGAACUGAAAAUUGGAGAUGAUUUUUUGAAGGCGAAGUGUUUGAUGAAUUGUGAAGUUUCGUUGAUUCUUGAGCAUAAGUACGAGCAGCUUCAACAGACUUCUGAUGAUCCCAUGAAUCAAGUUUCUCAGGUAUUUGAAAAAUCAUUGCAGUAUGUGAAGCGCUUUAGCCGCUACAAAAAUCCUGAUGCUGUUAGACAAGUCCGAGAAAUUCUUGCACGAUAUCAAUUGGCUGAAUUUGAGCUGUGUGUCCUUGGUAAUCUCUGCCCAGAAACUGUGGAGGAAGCUAUUGCUAUGGUUCCAUCUAUAAAGACUAGAGGAAGGGCGCAGGAUGAUGAAGCCAUUGAGAAAAUGUUAAAUGACCUAUCGUUGAUUAAGAAAUUUGAAUGAAAAUUUGUUCCAAUUGGCAAUAGAUCUCGGUUACCCCCUUGUCAAUGCACAAUGUUGAUCAUGGCGUAGUUUUGCUGUUACUGCAUAUGGUAUCACUUGACCUAUGUCGAGCAAACUUUUUGUAAUUUACAUUAUGAAACUCAUCACUAGUAAUUAUAGGCUAUAGCUAUUUUGUUUUUACCGUGGAUCCUAAUCCUAUGGUAAGUGGAGUGAUUGAAUGACCCUUUUAUAAUAUAUAUAGAUUGCCCCACUUUGUGUAAUUCGUUCCUGAUUCUCGUCUUAUAGAACUUCGUUUCGAUGUCACGUUACUAAAGUUGACCCUUAAUAUU